This is a messenger RNA of Ostertagia ostertagi, 312 nucleotides long. The record is from the annotation of a GenBank genome assembly. Lineage: Eukaryota; Metazoa; Nematoda; Chromadorea; Rhabditida; Trichostrongylidae.
AUGAAAAAAGGGGUAGGGGUCUGUGGGGCGCACGGACGAAGUGCUGCAGGGCAGAUUGGAGAUUCUAAAAUGUCCUUGAUUGAUCAAUUUGAGAGAGUUGGUCAUCCUAGGAAAGGAGAUAUGCUUGUUGGAACACCACGUGCUGUGCUCUCAAGUUGUGACGUUGAACCGUCGGCAGAUCCCACAACACAACAAGUGAAUCUGACAUUCUUCCUUCGGUUCUAUGUUAAACCUGGACGGCUAAGGCUUAAGGCGCGAGUUCAGCGCAAAUUCCUUCUGCCAGUACCCCUUGAGAUUGCCCUCGCUGGCUGA